Messenger RNA from Hyalella azteca, 534 nucleotides. Its product is annotated as pro-resilin. Lineage: Eukaryota; Metazoa; Arthropoda; Malacostraca; Amphipoda; Hyalellidae. The record is from RefSeq and is a predicted model, not a curated record. The transcript is spliced from 4 exons. The coding region runs from base 74 to 409 and encodes 111 amino acids. Gene Ontology annotation, cellular component: extracellular matrix.
CUGAACGUCACAGCACAAACAUCUCAUCGUAGUAUUCGAACGAAAAUUUCUACGACUUCUUGCGUUUUACGAAAUGUUGCCCAAUAAGAUUUGCGCAUACAUACUCGUGGCGGUCUCAGAUGGACUGAGCUACGCUGCACCCGACGGCUCCUUGGCUUAUCACGAGCCGAGACCCUACGACUUUGCGUACGUCGUAAAGGACGAACUCUCUGGCAACGACUUCGGCCACAGCGAGCAAUCGGACGGCGCUGCCGUCAACGGCGAAUACUAUGUGCUGCUGCCAGACGGACGACGUCAGACCGUCACCUACACCGCUGACCACCACACGGGAUACGUCGCUAAUGUCCAGUACGAAGGAGAAGCGCGCUUUGAUGGACCGCGACAACAGCAAUAUCCUCUUCAGUAUUGAUGGAAGUUUCAGUGUUUCUUAUUUACUUAUGUGUACAUAACUAAUUUCGUUUCGAAUUUAUGAGCAUGUGAUUUCAAAACUUCUUUUGCUUUUUGUUUGAUGUUUUAAGAACUUCAGAACAUUAA